This is a messenger RNA of Budorcas taxicolor (takin), 698 nucleotides long. RefSeq names its product zinc finger SWIM-type containing 7 (gene ZSWIM7). The coding region runs from base 40 to 477 and encodes 145 amino acids. Gene Ontology annotation, molecular function: zinc ion binding. The transcript is spliced from 5 exons. NCBI's taxonomy places the organism in Eukaryota, Metazoa, Chordata, Mammalia, Artiodactyla, Bovidae. Gene Ontology annotation, biological process: double-strand break repair via homologous recombination. Gene Ontology annotation, cellular component: Shu complex. The record is from RefSeq and is a predicted model, not a curated record.
UCGCCCUCCUCCCCUGCCCCGGAGAACGCGGGACCCGCCAUGGCGGCUCCGACUGGGCCUCUCACGCUACGAGCUGUGGUGGAGGAGCUGCUGAGCGAGAUGGCGGCGGCUGUGCGGGACGGCGCGCCGAUUCCUGAUGAGCAUCUGUUAUCGCUGAAAUUUGUCUUCGGCUCAUCAGCUGUCCAAGCCUUGGACCUAGUUGACCGCCAGUCUGUCACCUUAAUCACCUCACCCAGCGGGAGGCGUGUUUACCAGGUGCUUGGAAGCUCCGGGAGAACGUACACAUGUCUGGCUUCCUGCCACUACUGCUCGUGCCCGGCGUUCGCCUUCUCCGUGCUGAGGAAGGGGGACAGCCUUCUGUGCAAGCACCUCUUGGCAGUUUACCUGAGUCAGGUCACAAGGACCUGUCAGCAGCUGAGUGUCUCUGACAAGCAACUGACUGACAUACUGUCAGCGGAGAAGACACAGGAAGCAUAAAAGUACAGACGGAGCAUCACUGACCAUCUUUCACAGUAGAAGUCCUGUCCAGAGACACACGCGCCCUGUCACGCGUGGUUCACGUGGAGGAGACGUGGGCCAGACUUCACGUUAGUGUCCCCUUCCGCCCUGGACUCCAGAGCCAGGGCAUGUAUACAGUAUGAAGCCCUUGCAAAAAAUCCAGCCUCCAAGCCCCAUGAGUAAAAAAUUUCCAAAUGUAA